UCUGCACCCUGUGAUGAGCAUCCUCUGCAAGCAUCCUCCUCUGUGAUCCCCUCCAGUGAGCUGCUGUGAGCAGGUCAGGCUUCUUGCAGUAGGCAAUUAAAAACCACUUGAAUUUAGAAAACAAGCCAGAAGAGAAACAACGUGGGGAAACCACAGGGCACAGAAUGGGCCCUGUAUCAUCACUGUGUGUGUCAGCAUGCUUUUUUUUCCUGGCCUGUGCUCUCUGCACCCCUCUGGGCACUUCUCUGCAGGGACUGGGAAGUAAAGCUGCUCCCAACAGGACACUGUGCUGCAGCCCUCCUAGCUGCUUUCUGCUUUCUCUACAACCUCUUUGUUUCAGAAUGCUGCCUUUGUGUAGAUGGGGAAAGCAGGGUGCAGAAAAGCACUGCGAGUUGCAGGCUGGUUUAGCACUGCUGCUUUCACACCUUAAUUAGGCUCUCAGCCAAGGCCCUGCUGAUGUACAGGUCGCCUUGCAGGUGGUCCUCAUUAUUUUGUAGGAUUUAGUUCCUAACCAAAUGUCGUGUGUUCCAGCUGGUGCAGGAGAUCAGCUGCUGAAUUUGCUCCUGUGCUGUACCUCUGGGCAGCUAUCAGCAGAGCACACAAAUCACCACCCCCUGCAGCAGCACAGCCAACGUGAUGGAUCAGGGCUGGUACCUAUCAGGCAUAUCUCACUACCCUCCAUCUAUGGAGGCUCUAUGCCACAAUUUAUUCCCCAGUUUUCUCUUUCCAAGAUUUCCCCCACGUUCACACUGGCAGAGUGGGGUGCUGCUGCUAACAGCUGUGUUCGUGGAGCACCAUGCAGGAAUAGGAUCUGCUGGAUGGGUUCAGUUCCCAUCUGGUGAGCUAGGAGAUCACCUGCUUUCAACCUCAGGGGAGUGGCUGAAGGACAGGUGAAGCCUGCCCUGCUCAGAUGCAUUCAUUUUCUCUGCAUCAGUGCUGAGGAGGUACCUCCCUGCUGCUCCCUGAGACACUAUGUCUUGUAGAAGAGGCAAGCAAAGCUUCUUGACCUGACAAACUUCAUUUGGCUUCAAAUUUUAGGGGCUGCAACCCAUGGACAUCUUCCAUGGCUUACUGAUAAAAGCUUUGGAUCCAAGACACAAGAUACUAGUUCAGGUGGCUAAUAGAAGCAGCAGUGAUACUGCAGCAUCCGUUCCUCUGACUGCCUUUAAGCUGAAAGCUGCUACAGCUGUCACUGACUGCAGGACAGCGACCUGUCACACUUCAGCAGGAGCCUGGAUCCUUGGGUAUCCUCACUGCAUCCCAUACUGCGAGCAGAGGGCGACAGGGAAGUCAGAAGCAGAGUUAUGGCAAUAAUGUACUGCAGGAGUCUUAGUGCCACGUGCUCUUUGUGUUUACAUCAGCAAGAGGAGAAAAUAAAGAUGUGAUGCUCAGAGAUUACGCUGUAGAUUAAGGUUUUACUGAAUCCUGAGAUGAGUGCAAAUUCCCAGAAGCAGCAGCUCUGAUGUGCAGCCAGAUCACUACUGGAAGCUUGCUGGGCUGUGUGGGGGACGGGGCAUCACCCACCCUGCAGUGCACAGGAGGGAUGGAGCACAAAUAUUCCAGGACGGUGUGCUAAGAGGCAGGAGCAGGUCACCUUGCUCAGCCAUGAACGCCUCAGCACCUGGCAGCCCGCUGAGGCACCCUGAGCCCCAGGAUGCAGCUGCCUUCACUCCCAUCUCCGUGGUCAGGAGCAUGACAAAGAAGUCUGAUGCCCUGCCCGUCAUCUCAGCCAUCGUCGUCAUCUUUGUCCUCCUGGCCAUCUUCAUCAUUGUCGUGGUGCACUACGGCCCGCAGCUCCGCACCAUCCAGAUCACCCUUUACCAUGAGCCCAUGCCGCAGGACCUGGAUGAUGGGGUGCACCUCAUGGACUGGAGGAAGCUGGGCUCCCAGAAGAAGCCCACUCAGCCUGGGCAGUGGGAGCCGGGUGGCAACCUGAGCUGCCAGUGCUCCUGCAAGCACCACCUGCCCUGUGGGAGCAUCGAACCCAACAUCAUCGAGGUCACGUAUCUGUAACAAGGUUUGGGCAGGACCCAAGGGAAAAACAGUGACUGCGCUGUUGGCUCAGCCCAAGACUAGCUGGUUCCUGCACACUGGGGUUGUAUCUGGCUCCAGAUGGCCUCACUAGGAAGCUGUGUCACUGCAGUGACCCAUCGUCAGCCCUGACAUCCAGGCCGCUAUCACCAGGCAGUGCGUGGUGCCGG
Lagopus muta (rock ptarmigan) is the source of this 2201-nucleotide messenger RNA. RefSeq names its product small integral membrane protein 33 (gene SMIM33). The coding region runs from base 1606 to 2013 and encodes 135 amino acids. The transcript is spliced from 5 exons. The record is from RefSeq and is a predicted model, not a curated record. Lineage: Eukaryota; Metazoa; Chordata; Aves; Galliformes; Phasianidae.